This is a messenger RNA of Zalophus californianus (California sea lion), 1968 nucleotides long. RefSeq names its product RAB32, member RAS oncogene family (gene RAB32). The record is from RefSeq and is a predicted model, not a curated record. Gene Ontology annotation, cellular component: vesicle; trans-Golgi network; Golgi apparatus. Gene Ontology annotation, biological process: vesicle-mediated transport. NCBI's taxonomy places the organism in Eukaryota, Metazoa, Chordata, Mammalia, Carnivora, Otariidae. The transcript is spliced from 3 exons. The coding region runs from base 297 to 974 and encodes 225 amino acids. Gene Ontology annotation, molecular function: GTP binding; GTPase activity.
CCCGGAGCGCUGGCGGCGGCGACGGCGGCGGCGGGAAGCGGCCUCCUCGUCGGGUCCUCCCCCGCAGGCCAGCCCCCCCCCGGCCCUCUUUCCGUUCCGCGCGGCUGGUUCCGGGUCCUGUGACCCGUCAGGCGGUGGCGCGGGCGCACGGCGGCCGGCCUCGGGGACGUUGCGACGGCCGGCGGGGGCUCCGCAGGCGCGCGGGGACAGCGCGACAGGGCGGGGGCCCCGGCGCGGAGCCCGAGCUCGCGGGGAGAGGGGGGCGGCCGGCUCGAGCGGGGCCGGGGGGGGCGCUCAUGGCGGGCGGGGGACCCGGAGACCCGGGCCAGGGGGCGGCGGGGGCCGCUGCGCCCGAGACCCGCGAGCACCUCUUCAAGGUGCUGGUCAUCGGUGAGCUCGGCGUGGGCAAGACCAGCAUCAUCAAGCGCUACGUCCACCAGCUCUUCUCCCAGCACUACAGGGCCACCAUCGGGGUGGACUUCGCCCUCAAGGUCCUCAACUGGGACAACCGGACGCUGGUGCGCCUGCAGCUCUGGGACAUCGCGGGGCAAGAGCGGUUUGGCAACAUGACCCGAGUAUACUACAAAGAGGCUGUUGGUGCUUUUGUAGUCUUUGAUAUAUCGAGAAGUUCCACAUUUGAGGCCGUCUUAAAAUGGAAAAGUGAUCUGGAUAGUAAAGUCCACCUUCCAAAUGGCAGCCCUAUUCCUGCUGUCCUCUUAGCUAAUAAAUGUGACCAAAAAAAGGAUGGUGGCCAGAAUCCUCCCCAGAUGGACCAAUUCUGCAAAGAACAUGGUUUCACUGGAUGGUUUGAAACCUCUGCAAAGGAUAAUGUAAACAUCGAUGAAGCAGCCCGGUUCCUCGUGGAGAAUAUUCUUGCAAACCAACAAAGCUUUCCAAAUGAAGAAAACGACGUGGACAAAGUUAAACUGGAUCAGGAGACCUUGACCGCAGAGAGCAAGUCCCAGUGUUGCUGACAUGGUUUCAGCAUCUGUCCCGCGUGCAGAAUGCAGUCUGCCUGGGCUGGAGCCAGUCCUGAGAAUGGAUAAGGUGGCGGGUGUGCUGUUCUGUGAGUCCUCCCGGGGCUGCACUUUAAAUGAAUGCUCUGGUUUUUCUUCGGGUUGGAUGAAUCUUUCUCCCUUUUCAGAACGACAGUGAUGGCACCCCUGGGAGCCUGCGCCCACAGGGGGGUUUUCUGGUGGUCACCAUGAGUUCAGGAUAAUGUUUACAUCCUCUGUAACAUCUUUUUAAAUGGUGGCCCCCCCCCCUUACCAAUUCCCAGUUGUGCCUUGUAGCGGCAGUGCUGGGAUGGUAAGAAACCUGACCUGCAGUCUUUGAGCAAGGCUAUGGGUCCCUGUCUUGUCUCCACAUUCCAGUCUCACUCUCCAGGGAGGCUGCAGACUCUGGUAGUCACAGAAGGCUUGAAGUUCCUGUUUUGCAGUUUUUCCUUUUUUUUUUUUUUCCUACUUCAAACUUUGAUACUUCAUGUAAAAUUGUUAUCCUUAAAUAUUAUAAUUUCAAGAGCCCUACCCAGGGUGGCAUGUCCUUGCCAAGGACUCAGCACACACAUGGCGCUGGGUUUCUAGCUCUGGUUUGGUUGCUGGCAGUUGGAAACAAUAUAAAUGAAUAUUCCUUCUCUCUCACUCCAGUUUUUUUUCCCCCCUUCUUCCUCCUGGUUGUUUAUUUUUGUACCUGAGAGCCUGGCUGGUAUUACUGUUGCAGUUCUCUCCAACUGGAGCUAGUCUUUUCAAAUCUGUAUUAGUAAUGGUCGCAGAGAGAAGUCACUUCAAAGCAUAUACAAUGAAAGCUGAGGUUCUGUAUUAUGAAUUAUGAAAGAAAAUAGGUCAUGUGUGGUUUUCUGUAAAGUUUGGGACAUUUAAAGGAUAGCACAUGAGAAACUUAAGGCAGCCUCAUAAUACUUGUAUUACCAUUUAACCCAGUUAAGGAAAAAAAUAAAUAUUUUGACUGAAA